AUGUCUGGGUUGCUUCAGUGUGACACUUGGCCUCAUGGAAAGCGUGUUUCCAUCCGCGUCCCUCUCCUAACGCAAGUCUCAGAGAGAAGCUGUGAAGCUCUGUCCUCAGUCCUCAGCUCUGUGUCCUCUCGUCUGAGACACGUGGACCUGAGUAACAACGACCUGCAGGAUUCAGGAGUGAAGCUGCUGUGUGAUGGACUGAAGAGUCCUCACUGUUCUCUGGAGACUCUCAGUCUGUCAGGUUGUCUGGUCUCAGAGGAAGGAUGUUCUUCUCUGACCUCAGCUCUGAACUCCAACCCCUCCCAUCUGAGAGAACUGGACCUGAGCUUCAAUCAUCCAGGAGACUCAGGAGAGAAGCUAAUGUCUGCUGAACUGAAGAGUCCUCACUGGAGACUGGACACUCUCAGGAUGGACCAUGCUGGAGAGCAGAGGUUAAAACCUGGUGUCAGGAAGUAUUCAUGUGAACUGGAACUGGACACAAACACAAUGAACAGAGAACUCAAACUGUCUCACGACAACAGGAAAGUGACCCGUGUGACAGAAGAUCAGUCGUAUCCUGAUCAUCCAGACAGAUUCUUUUUUUCUUUUCCAGACAAGUUCUUUCCUCAGCUGCUGUGUAGACCUGGUCUGACUGGUCGCUGUUACUGGGAGGUCGAGUGGAGAGGAAGAGUUUAUAUAUCACUGAGUUACAGAGGAAUCAAGAGGAAAGGCAUCGGUUCUGACUGUUUGUUUGGACAUAAUGAUCAGUCCUGGAGUCUGUUCUGCUCUGAUGAUCAUAGUUACUCUGUCCGUCACUGUGGGACACAAAGUCCCAUCAUGUCCUCUGUCUCUCACAGAGUAUCAGUGUAUGUGGACUGUCCUGCUGGGAUUCUGUCCUUCUACAGCGUCUCCUCUGACUCACUGAUCCACCUCCACACAUUCAGGACCACAUUCACUGAACCGGUUUAUCCUGGGUUCCUGGUCUGGCCUGGUUCCUCAGUGUCUCUGUGUCCUCUGUAGGACAUGAAGAGACAGCAGCUUCAGUGGUGGACGAGGUCAAAGCUCAAAUAAUAUAAAAUAAAAUUCAAGGUUUUUAAUCAAAUAGAAAACAAAGUAAAUAAAGAUGGUAAGAGUUUGACUCUUUUUCUGAAGAACAUCAUCUUCUCAUGGAGCCUUUCUGUCCCAGCAUGCACUGCUUCUCCUCCUCCUCCUCUUCAUGCUGCCUGACAACAGCGCCCCCUGCUGCAUGUGAGCAGAACAACACUCAGAGUUACGCACACACACACACACACAUGGAAAAUGAAACACACAUGAGCAGAUUAUGCCAUGAAUGAGGAAGUGUGGUUUCUGCUGUGAUGCAGGUGAAACUGAGUGUGCGUGACCUCAGGAUGACCUCUGUCCUCCUGCUACUCUGUGAACGACAGCGAAGAACGUGUCCACAGUGACAGGAAACUCAUGACACUCAGAGGGUUUUUGCACUUUCCAAACAUCAUCAGUGUCUGUGGUUUCUGUGUCUGUGGCUUAAUGAAGAAUGACAUUUUCAACAUCAAUAAAAACCACAUCAUAUCA
This is a messenger RNA of Solea solea (common sole), 1548 nucleotides long. Its product is annotated as stonustoxin subunit alpha-like. The coding region runs from base 1 to 999 and encodes 332 amino acids. The record is from RefSeq and is a predicted model, not a curated record. The transcript is spliced from 5 exons. NCBI's taxonomy places the organism in Eukaryota, Metazoa, Chordata, Actinopteri, Pleuronectiformes, Soleidae. Gene Ontology annotation, molecular function: protein binding.